GCACAGUCCAGCAGUCUCCCUGCCUGCUGUUGCUGCUGUAUUCUUGGCUUGCCACAUAGCACCUCCGCAUCCUUCAAGCUUCAAGGCCCUAACUAUCACUUCUAUCAACUGUUGAGACCACUCAUUCUCUGUAAAUCUUGGCAAUAUUCAUAUGCUCGGAUAACUGGCGAAGUUGUGAUACUGCGACAAUACUCAGACUGCGACGAUGUCCUCGGCCACCACCAGUCCCACUAAACCCCCCUCGCGCGCAACGAGCCCGGGCACACAGGCUCAACAGACUAUAAACGCCGCUCUGGGCCGUCUCUCCUUCGAGUCUGAAAAGUCGAGCGGAUUGGGCUCGCCGCCUCCGCCCGCAUAUACAGACAGUACCACUCAUCCACGACUCAACGGGAAUGGGCUGGUGAAUGGGGAUGCACAUGGUCAUGGGGACGUUAGCGCUGUAGAUGGUGGAGAGAGGGGUGAGGGAGAGGGAGAGGGCGAAGUGGAGGGAGAGGAAGUGCUGGUUGUGGAUCCUAUCGAGAAGCUGCAACAGGAGCUUGAGAGGACGAGACAGGAGAGAGAAGAGUUCGCGUCGCAGUAUCGAAAUCUGCUGGCCAGGCUGAACACGAUGCGUUCGACUUUGGGGAAUAAGCUCAAGCAGGAUGCCGAAGAACUCGACCGAAGAGAACAAACCAUCCAAUCCCUAACAGCCCAAAACGAAGACCUCUCCCUCACGCUCGAAACCCUCAAAUCCGAACUAACCCUCUCCCACAGCGAAUCCGACCGCCUCUCCUCCGAACUUUCCGAAUUCCGCACGCUCUCCAUCCAACAAUCCUCCUCCGACGCCCUCCUGCGCGAACACGAACGGGCCUUGCACGACCGGGAGCGCGAGCUCCGGGAUCGGGAUGUCGAGCUGGAGCGGUGUAGGAUGGAGAGGGACGAGUGGGAGAGGGCGUGUUUGGAGGAGAGGGUGGCGGGGGAGGAGGCGAGGGUGGCGGUGGAGGGGAUGAGGAGGGAGGUGGAGGGGGGGAGGGAGAGAGUGGGGAGGGUGCAGGAGGAAUUGGAGGGAGAGAGGGAGAAGGUGGCGAAUUUGCAGGGGGUGUUGGAGGAUUUCCAGUCUGCAAAGGAUCACGAACUCCGAGUAGCCGUGAAAGACUACGAGACUCAACUCAACAACGUCACACAGUCUCUAGCAGAGUAUAAGCAUCGAGCUUUGCAAGCCGAGCUACAACUAGAAGAGUCGACGACGAACACUUCACGGACGUCUGAAUUGGAGAAAGAGAUCAAGGAGAAAAACCUUCUCAUCAGUAAACUCCGACACGAAGCCGUCAUCAUCAACGAACACCUGAUGGAAGCCCUCCGUCGCCUGCGCCGUUCCUCUUCUGACACAAACGUCGACCGCCGCCUCGUCACCAACGUCCUCCUCUCCUUCCUAUCCACCCCUCGCGCCGACCCCAAACGCUUCGAAAUGCUCAAUCUCAUCGCGACCAUCCUGUCCUGGAACGAAAACGAACGAAUGAAAGCCGGCCUUCAGCGCGCCACGGUCUCCCCCAGCACCAGCGGGCUACUCUUCUCCAAGGGCAGCUCAGGGAGUCUGGGCAGUGGGAAAGACGUGGAGCUGGAGAAGACGGACGAGACGGAGUCGUUUUCGAGGCUUUGGGUGGAGUUUUUGCUUACGGAGGCGAAUGCGGGAGAUAGGAUGACUAGUAGUACUGCGGCGUCCCCUACUUCUCCACAUCAACGGAGGGAAACGUCGUUGCCCGGGACGCCUACUGCGCGUGGCUUCGGAUCGCCGACGUUGUCGCCGCAUAGGAGUGGCCUGGGUGGAGGUGGCGGUGGGGCGGGGAAGAUGAUGUUCGGCCAGGGCUCGAUGGGCAUGGGCAUGAUGAGUACCCCGGAUUUAGUGCUGAGUAUGCCGCCGGGUGGUGCGAGUGCGAAGGGUAAGGGGAGAGAAGGGCCGUAGCGGCCUUUCUGAGCUUCUUGGGAUCUGGAAUUGGAUCGGUUUGUUCUGAGUCUUCUUUUUCUCUCAUACUUUCUUUCAUAUGUACGCGGACUGUCAUUUUUUCCCUCCUUUUCAUUCAGCAUGUCCCUCGUUUUAGCUCAUUUUUUUUUCGUUUUUGUCUGUCACUAUUUUUGAUCUACUUAUAUUCAUCUCUCUC
Messenger RNA from Stereum hirsutum FP-91666 SS1, 2138 nucleotides. RefSeq lists its product as uncharacterized. Gene Ontology annotation, molecular function: small GTPase binding. The coding region runs from base 206 to 1942 and encodes 578 amino acids. The record is from RefSeq and is a predicted model, not a curated record. Gene Ontology annotation, biological process: endoplasmic reticulum to Golgi vesicle-mediated transport; Golgi organization. Lineage: Eukaryota; Fungi; Basidiomycota; Agaricomycetes; Russulales; Stereaceae. The transcript has 5 exons. Gene Ontology annotation, cellular component: Golgi apparatus.